AAGGUCUAGUGCUACACGGCCUUUCACUUCAUGUAACAUUCAAGUUUUGACGCUUGCUGGCGGAAGCGCGUGAACGCAAAUUUGUUACUUUCGACAGCCAUUGUGAAACCGAAAAAAUAUCCUAAAAUGCCACACAGUUCAGUAAAGUUGGUACUUCUAACAUUUUGCUUCAUCCUGGCUGUCAAUCGAAGUGGUGCGCAACGAUUGCAGAUGAUUCCAAAUGUCAAGGAGCAGGUGGUCGAAGCAAAUUCCACGCUAACGCUAACUUGUGUUUACAAAUAUUAUGAUGGAUUUGACAGCACCAACAUUUCAUGGACGUUACCUGCCUAUCUGAAAAAUUUUCCGGGAAAAAGCGAAGCAUAUAGCCGCCUUCAACUUACAUAUCAUGGGAACAAAACGCACUUGAUAACGACUAUGACGCUACAAGAAGUCCGACCAAAAGACUCGGGCAAAUUCGGUUGUACCGGAGAUGAUCGAGUCAAUCAACACAUCUAUGUUUACAGCGAAGGAAUUUUCAUCUUCAUGGAUAACGGAGAAAAUGUGAAAGACUUCUAUUCUUCCCAACAAGGUGAUACUCUUCACAUCCCCUGCAAACCCACCCACCCGAACGCGACUGUAUCUUUGAGCCUUGUACGACAAUGGGCAAGCAAAGAAUGGGCUGAAGAUAUCUCAAAAGAUUUGCUAUCCGAUCCGUAUUCCAAUUGGUCAUUCAAUAGGGAAAUUGGACUGACCCUACGCAACACAAAGAUCAGUGAUUCUGGCUACUACCAAUGCGUUGGAACAAUGAAUGAUGUCCUUAAUUAUGAAAAUUUUAGGAUUAUUGUCAAAGGGAUGGAAUUGACUCGAAUUGGCGAUUCCGACGAUCCGGUAGAAGGAAGCAACGUCACGUUAAUUUGCCUCAUCCACACCGAUGGGGAGAUUAACGAUAAAAUGCGAAAGGGGUUCCCCUCACCACCUGAAUGGUACUACAGGAUCAAUGAUACCGGUCCCAUGCAAAUUAUAAAUAAAACUAAUCCACCUAAAGGAAUUCAAAUGAGGAAAGAAUACGAAAUAAAGUUGAUGCGGCAUCUCCAUGGCUUCUACGAAAGUCGCUUGGACCUGAUAGACGUGGAUAUUUUAAAUCCCUACACAAACUUUGAAUGCAAAUCAUCUAUUCAAAAAAGAAUAACAGAAUCUAAAACGAUUUCCUUUGGAAUCAAAGUUAGGCUGGAAGAUGGAAGAGCUAGAAAUUUAACCUGCAAUAUAGCAUCAAAAGAUACUCAAAUCAAGUGGUUUAAGGAUGAGAAACCAUACUCAGGUGAAAUAUAUUCUACUGCAAACGUUUCUAUCUUGCCACUUGAAGGAACCAAGGGUGAAAUUGGUGCUUAUGCUUGCCAAUGGAACAACAGUUUGGGACAAGUGGGUUUCAGGAAUUUCACUCUCUUCCUGGCUGACGAGACAUUGUCGGAAACGGAAACCUAUUACACUGCAAUAAUCGUGUCUGCAGUAACUCUGGCAAUCCUACUUGCCCUCGGAAUCGGCAUCAGCGUUAAACUCUACUUUGAUUUGAAAAAACAAGUAUUUCCCGGAGCAAAAAAAUUACUCGAGGGCAAUGUCAAAGAAAUCAAUCCCCAAUUCUCAAUAGAAGAGCAAACUGAGCUGCUUCCCUACGACAAAGCAUGGGAAUUUCCACGAUGUCGCUUGACACUCGGAGUGCAGCUAGGAUCGGGCUGUUUCGGAAGAGUCGUUAAAGGAGAAGCGAUUGGGAUCAAAGGUUCGCGAGAAACCGUCAGAACGGUGGCUGUCAAAAUGGUAAGGUCACAAACAAAUGUCGCUGCGAUGGAAUCUCUCGUUAGUGAACUGAAAAUUCUCAUCCAUUUGGGAUCUCAUCUAAACGUUGUCAAUUUACUCGGAGCCUGCACGAAAAAAAUCACUAAAGGUGAGCUUUUGAUUAUUGUCGAAUAUUGCCGAUUCGGCAAUUUGCAAACGUACUUGAUGAAGCAUCGGAAUAGUUUCAUCAACCUGUUGGACGAGUUUGGUAACAUGAAACCAGAUAGCGAAACUGAGGAACUACAACCAUCAAUUUUACCGGAUAUUUCCUCGGUUGAUAAAAAUUCAAUCGCUGACAACGAGAAUCCAGCACCAUCACCAUUCUAUUCCACCUCCGAUACAGAGGCACCGGAAUGGUGGAACUAUGGUCACCAACAAGAACGGGAUACUUCCCAAAACAAAACAAUUUCCACCCGUGAUCUAAUUUCAUGGUCUUUUCAAAUUGCCCGGGGAAUGGAGUACUUGGCUAGUAAAAAAGUUCUUCACGGUGAUUUGGCCGCUCGCAACGUUUUGUUAGCUGACGACGGAGUUGUCAAAGUGGCUGACUUUGGAAUGGCUAAAAAAAUGUACUACGAGGGCAACUAUGAAAGGACAGAGGGACUAAUGCCGGUAAAAUGGAUGGCUAUUGAAUCCCUAACUGCUCGAAUUUUCUCCAGUCAAUCCGACGUCUGGUCAUUUGGUGUUUUACUCUGGGAGCUCUUCACUUUAGGCGAAGUUCCAUACCCAGGAAUGGAUGUCGGUCAUUUACUUAUUAAAGAAAUCAAAAGUGGUUACCGCAUGGAAAAACCAGAAAAUGCGCCAAAUUUCUUCGGAGUAAUAAUGGCAAACUGUUGGAAAACGGAGCCCAAAGAACGACCAACGUUUCGCCAACUGGAGGAAAUGAUCAACAGUCAUAUGGAAUCUUCUGUUAGCUGCCAUUAUUUAAAUUUAAGCCUCCCCUAUGGAAAAUUUAAUGAAGAGGAUACAGCGACUCCAACCAAUGUGUAUGGAAUAACUAACCUGUUUAAGGGGGCGCCAUAUUCGAUAGAAACAGAAGACGCCAAAUGAUACGAGAUCUAAAAUUUUCAAGUAUGUUAUAUGGAUGCCAAUGUAAACUAGACAGACACUACAUUUUGUCUCUCCAAUCUUUUUGAAAUCUGACGGGGUAGUUAUCUCCACAAUUCAGCAAAGAAAAUAUUAAUUGCGCUCAUCAAGGUAAUUACUCAAAUGGGGACUUCGGGGACUUAGCAAGUGGUUUACAGGAGAACACGUUCUUUUUUUUUUUUUGCUUACAUUUGUCAUUUUAUACUCUGCGCUAAAAUUCAAACAUUCGAACUCUUAUUUCGUUUGCUUGUAAAUGUAUAGUACGUUUACCAUUUCUCGUAUAGCUAAUUUAGUUCAGUAACACUAAUUGCAGAAGGAUACAUUAGUACACCUUGAGCAAAACAAAAUGUUUUUUGAUGGCUUCAUAUGUUAACAUUCCCAUGAUCUCCUCAACAAUGGCAAUGAAUGACAUAAAAAAACUAAUUUACAUCUCUUAAAAUGUAACGAAAGACUUCAUUCAGCCAAAUGAUUAGAUAAUCAACAGUAACAAAUACCUCUACAUAUCUAAACAUUAGCAUUUUCAGCAGGCAGUAAAAAUGUCUCAUCAUAUCAUUCUUAAAUUUAAAGUUACUUGUUUAUUACUGGCAUUGUAAAAAAAAAAUCCUACCUUCGAA
Messenger RNA from Daphnia magna, 3506 nucleotides. RefSeq names its product vascular endothelial growth factor receptor 1. Gene Ontology annotation, molecular function: ATP binding; transmembrane receptor protein tyrosine kinase activity. Lineage: Eukaryota; Metazoa; Arthropoda; Branchiopoda; Diplostraca; Daphniidae. The transcript has 16 exons. Gene Ontology annotation, biological process: multicellular organism development; cell surface receptor protein tyrosine kinase signaling pathway; positive regulation of kinase activity. The record is from RefSeq and is a predicted model, not a curated record. Gene Ontology annotation, cellular component: signaling receptor complex. Bases 127 to 2856 code for a protein of 909 amino acids.